Molecule: messenger RNA, 1149 nt
Organism: Nerophis lumbriciformis (worm pipefish)
Lineage: Eukaryota; Metazoa; Chordata; Actinopteri; Syngnathiformes; Syngnathidae
Source: RefSeq, a predicted model, not a curated record
AUGUCUAAGAAGAAGAGCAUGGAUGUUUGUCUGCGCAGAUUGAAGCAGGAGCUGGUGUCCAUGAAGGAAGCAGGAGAUGGCCUCCAUGCUCAGAUGAAUUCCAUGAUGGGAGCGCUCCAGGAACUCAAGCUCCUUCAGGUUCAAACCGCUCUAAACAACCUCAACCUGUCAGCUCGACAUCUGCACGAUACAACAGUUUCGGACACCAGUGCUUCAGAAGCAGAUCCCAGAUUGUGCUUGUCCAACAAUCCCAGCACAAGUCCUGAGCCGUCAACAGAUUUCUCACAAAGCAGAACCAGUGAAGGGACACUGUCCUCAUCCAGCUCCAGUCUGGAAAUGGAGAGAAGUGAGGAAGGAGACAUGGAAGCUGUACCACAGAGAUGGUCGGGCUACGUGGCACCGCAAGCGGAUUUCUACGGACCCACGGUGGGCAACCCUCCACCCGAGCCAUACAUGCAGCCUUCCAAGCGCAACCAACCGGUGGAUCUGCCAGGCAUCCUCUACAGCCUCUCCAGAGAAGGUCCGUCGCUGGAUAACGACUACUCCCAAGACAGCACGGAUGAUGCCGGUGACUGGACUUCCUCUCUCAUGAACCGAAGCCGCAAUCGCCAACCCCUAGUGUUGGGCGAUAACAUCUUCGCCGACCUUGUUGGCAACUGGCUGGACUUGCCAGCGAUUGAACCGGAAGAAUCAGGGGAAGAGGGGGUGAAGAGAGCAGCAGAUGAGGGCAAUGACAGACCCGACACCCCGGCACACCCGCUGCGCCUCAGCCGAUCACAGGAGAUCUGCAGGAAGUUCUCACUCACAACCAAUAUUUUCAAGAAGUUCCUUCGAGGCGUACGACCUGACAGGGACAAGCUGCUCAAAGAGCGGCCUGGCUGGAUGGCUCCAGAGCUCUGUGAGGGCAACCUAGUCAAGAGGCCUAAAAAAUCAGUUUCAAAAAGCUCCAAAGGGAGCUUUUACCUGCCUUUCUGGGCCAAUGGACCACAGGGAAAAGUGCAGCUAGACACACAUCCAAGUAACCAAACCCAUAUUCAGCAGUACCAAGAGAAGCCGUUUACAGGGAUUUACUUAGACCGGAGACGGCCGGAGGGCAGACAGCGGAAAAUGCAACCCUUGUUUGACUACAACACAGCUGUGUGGGUCUGA